Molecule: messenger RNA, 2413 nt
Organism: Rubroshorea leprosula
Lineage: Eukaryota; Viridiplantae; Streptophyta; Magnoliopsida; Malvales; Dipterocarpaceae
Source: the annotation of a GenBank genome assembly
AUCUUCUUUCUUUUUCUACCAUUUUUCUACAUUCAAGCUCGCUUCCUGAUCCUUAUCUACUCCUUUUUCUGGCAACAAAUUUUAUCCUUCUUUGCUUGAGCAGUGAGCAGCAGCAACCAAAUCCUACUAUUUAAGGCUGGCUCCACAUGAUUGGGAUCACCAAAUAGAUUUCCAUCCCGCCAGUGCGUGAGAUGUGAGCAGUGGCAGUGAACAGCGGCACGCCGGCACCGUAGCAGUCCAAAAUCUUUCCCUCCCCUGCGGCAAAAUUCUGGAAAUCUCUUCUUCAAUUUUAACACCUUUACGAACCCUAAUUAGACUUUUUCAGGUGGCACUUAUAUAGUUAAUUAAAUGGUGCAUUCUGGGCUUACAGAAGCUGGACCCAUUAUUACCAUUACCACCACUUACUGGCCAGUAGAUCCUCCUCAUCCACUGAAUGAUGCCAAUAUAUUAUACGGGAUUUAUGAUAAUGGUGUUGUGAAAAAGGAAUGCUGCAUAGUGAAAAACUUCUCCAAAACAGGGGUAUCUCAGCAAGAUGAAUUUGCUUCACGCGUGCAAGAUGAAUUUGCUUCACGUAUGCAAGAAAAGGGGUUCUCAAAUCUUUGUUUGGAAGUUUAUGCUUAUGAUAAACAUACUGACACCCUGAUUUGCGAGCGUUUUGAGUCCACACUCAUGUCUUGGACCAAAAAAUUUUUAGAAACUCCUCGUAAGCGAGAUAUUUGGAAGGAGCAGGAUAAUUCCAUAUCUGGACGAUCUUUACUGAGGCCUCUUUUUGGCUUUUUGAUGGUUUAUCCUCCAGAACGUUAUUACCAUCCGGAUUUGCUCAACUCAGUUUACAUUAUAGCUGAAAAUAAAGUCAAAUUUCUAUCAAAGGUGACAGUGGAUUCGAGACCUCCUGCGUCGGAGAAUAAUAAUUUGUCUGAGGUUUUAUCCUUUAUAUAUGGAAUCUCAGUAGGAGAUAUGCAACAAGUAUCAAAGAAAAUUGGAGAUCCCAAAUUUGCACAACCUUUGCCAGAAUCUUCGGCUCAUAUUCCAAAGAGCCUUCAGAAUCUCUACAAAUAUUUGCAACAUUGUGCACGUUUCUUCUUUGAUCCACCCUUCCUACACAAAUGGUAUGAUCGGAUUCAUUAUGUUCAUGAUGUAUAUAUGGAGGCCUUCUGCUAUAAUCCAUCAAUCAAGACGGAAUUGUCACGCAUCAUCAAAUGGGGUAGCUGGGAGAAGUCUCUAUCCAAGAAAGAUGAUGUUUUGAAAGAUAAUGAAGAAUUCAGAAAUUCUAAAAUGGCUGCUGCUCGUGGAAACAUGUUUUAUAAACCUCACGAGCGGAAGGUGGGGAUGAUUAAAUACUUUGUCAACAUUUUCAAACAUUUGCAUUCUGAUCUCCCACAUACGCAGGUCAGCUUUACUUAUCAUGUAUUUUAAUAAAGGAAAAGCAUUAUAAAGCAUUAUUUCAAGUAGUUUUUCAGUUAAGAAUUGUUGAAUACUGUUUGCUGCUGUUCUUUGUUUGGCAACAUGUUGGCUGUUGAUGAUGGAUUUGGUUGAUUGUGAUAAGAUUAAUAAUUAGAUGACCAGAUUGAGGUUCUUACUUUAAAUGGUAGAGUAUAGAUGAAAGGGAGUGAAAGGAAUAUUUAAAGAAUGAAAUUAAAAAACCCUGAAUUUUUAGCAAGUUCUUUUAAUAAAAGAUAGGAUGGCUCUAAUGUAUUAAUUUGUGUCUUAACUUUUCUCUUUUAGAAGGUUCAAGUCUCUGAUGUUUCAAGGGGCAGAGCUGUUUCAAGGGGCGGAGCUAUUUCGAGGGGCAGAGGCAGAGCUGUUUCAAGGGGCAGAGCUGUUUCAAGGGGCAGAGCUGUUUCAAGGGGCAGAGCUGUUUCAAGUGCCCCCGCCCCAAAUCCUAUUCCUCCAAAUCCGACUUCUGUUGAUGUUUUGGAGUCAAUUAUUGAGAAGAGAUUAAAUGUAUCUGGUUAUGCUUACAUGGCAGUUAAUGAGUACCUGAAAACGCAUUCGCAGGAUGUGGCAGAGUUUUCUGAAAGGAUACUAUCCUGGCGACCGCUUGGAUUAUAAGAGAUUUACAGCAGCUUACUUUUGGAUCAAAGGAAGAUUCAAGUUGUUUCUAUGAUUGGACUUAUCCGAGAGAGUGUGCCAACUACUUUUUCAGCACUCGCUGAUGGUUGUUCAUCGUGCAGGUUAUUGUUAUAGCAUUGAUUGAUAUUAUGUUGCAGAAUGGUUGAUUUGGCCAAUCCUUUCCUUCUCUAGGCUUGCUUUUCUGGUGUUUGCAUUGAAGACAGUUCACUAUAUUUUUGUGUCUGUUCUUUAGUUGUAGAGGGCUGCUUUGUGAUGAGGUGUCCUUGUGUAAAGAAGUUAAGUUUGUGAAGUGUUGUGAGAGGUAGGGUACUCUUUUUAUGAAUAAAAUUACCCCCUUUUU